Molecule: messenger RNA, 1656 nt
Organism: Besnoitia besnoiti
Lineage: Eukaryota; Apicomplexa; Conoidasida; Eucoccidiorida; Sarcocystidae
Product: rhoptry protein ROP18
Exons: 1
Coding region: 1-1656 (551 amino acids)
Biological process (GO): peptidyl-serine phosphorylation; intracellular signal transduction
Molecular function (GO): protein serine/threonine kinase activity; ATP binding
Source: RefSeq, a predicted model, not a curated record
AUGGGAUACGCACUGUCCUCCAGUGCUCUCCCAUGCUUGGCGUGGCUAGUCGCCGUGCUUGUGUUAAUUCUGUGCGAAGCAGGGGCAGUACACAGUAUUCGUGUGAAGUUGUUGCAUGACGCCGGAACACGUGGCGCUUUCGUCUUUCCUGCUCCGAGCGCAGCCGACCGCGGGCGGGAGCGGAGCCUCAGCGCGGGUGACGGAGUCCGUGAAUCGGCAAAAAAUGCGGAAGUGCGCAGUAUCUUGGGGCUUCAGCGGCGUAUACCUACGGGCAAGCGAGUCUCGGAGGAGGCCCCGUUCAGCUUCUGUUCAAGGCUCGUCGGUCGGACGUGGGGCAUGGGAGGCGUUCGACGAGCAGCAUCAGAGAGAGAGCCUUUGGAACCGACUCACCACAUUGGCCUCGGAGAUCGAAUCGCGCGCGGGCUGCGAAACGCUGUUUCAUGGAUUCCAGGGUUCCAGCGUGGCAGGUCGAGCUCAGCAACAGGACUGCGUUUUGUGGAAGUAGAGCCUGGAGAUCUCAUAGUUGCCCGCGUGGUCUCGCUAGUAGCAGACCGCAUCAAGGCGGCUACUAGCUCCAGAAUCGUACCAGAUGACGAAAUCGUGUCAAGGACGUACUGGCCGGCGAGCGUUCCUGUGGUGGUGAAGUCCCUGUCAACGGGGGUCACUAGAACGUUGGUGCGGGGGCCCGUCAUCGGCCGAGGCGGCAGGGGGACAGUGUGUCUCGCACGAGACCAGAGUACUGACGAGGAGGUUGCUCUUAAGCUUUUCAUAAAGUUCGAAAAGCCUACGGUGAAGAGAGUGAGAGAACUGCGCAACGAGGCAUUCUUUUACCAGCGACUACCGGGAGUUGCGUCUGCGGCCGAUGCCCAGGCGUUAUUCCGGCUGAUGGUUCCAACAGACGCUGUGCAGGUAGUGAAUGCUCCACCAUCCUUGCGCUACGCCCCCGCCGAGAUCUGGGUGCCAAACAUGUUUCCGAUCAUGCCGAAAGCGCAGAUGGAUGUCGCACGGUUUGUUAACGUACUGACAGAGUUUGAUGAUGUCAGCCAGAACGAGCUGGGAGUGCUGGCGCGACUGCAGCUGACACUUUCAGUCAUACGUCUCGUGGCCAUUCUGCACACGCAGGGAGUUGUGCAUGCUGACAUCAAGCCCGAAAACUUCUUCGUUAUGGGCGACGGUCGCGUGUUUUUGCGGGACUUUGGCGCCUCCGGCAGCGAUAUGACAACCGCCCCAUUUGGCGGCACACUGGCCUACACGCCGCCGGAGCUGUCAGCGCCAACGAGGUAUGUCCAAUACAAAUACUCAACUGACUCAUGGGGCGUCGGUCUCGUACUAUGCUUCAUUUGGUGUGACCGUGUGCCUGUGACAUCUCGCGUCCACGAGUUCUUGGUCUUUGAUAGCUGUCCUCGCGACGUCCCGGACGAUGUCAAAACUCUGGUCCGGAUGUUUCUAGAGACGUCGCCUCGACGUCGACUAUCCCCUCUUCGCGCCAUCAGACGCGCGGAGUUCAACCGUGUCAAAGAGCGGGUAGACCGCGGGGGAGUAAAGACAAAGAACAUGUCACAGACACGCAGCAGCCAAGCACCCACACGCACUCGGAGGCGGACCCUGCUUCGUCGUCGCGAGACUCCACGCGCGGAGGGCGGGCUGUCUCCGUAA